CAGCAACACCAACAAUCUUGUCUCUCUGCCUCUCGAUCCUAAUCCAAACCGAACAAAAUAUUUAAAAAAAAAACACAAAAGACAAUGGAGGAGACGACAUGGGAACAGAGACUACAAGCCGUGACUCACAUCCUCACAAACCCAACAACGGAACCAUCUCUCCACUCCCAAUUCCUCAUCGCAACACUAAUCCCAUGCUACCUCUCCUGGGACUACCCUCCGAUCCUCUGUCGCUCUCCGGGAACGCAUCAUCUCCGUCGAUGGUGGGUUUCUCAAUUCCUCAAAAGGGCAUCGAGAUUCGGUCUUCCCGAUACCUCGUGGAGGUCGAAUUGCCCGUUUUACCAGCCGUCGCCGGCUCUUAUGGCCGCAGGAGUGGAGGAAGGGAAAUGGGGAAGAGAGGAGAGGAGAGUGUAUGUGAGGAAGAGGCUGAGGAGGAAGAAGCUGGUGAGCGAAGUGAAUCCUUUCAUUCCUCUUUUGGUUCCGAACCUGCUUCUGUUUACUCUCUUGUUGUGGGAUCCUAUCCCUGAGUAGUUUGAUUUUAAUCUCUCUGACAAUUUCUGUAAAGAACUGAUCGUAAGCAAAGAUCUGUGUUUCUCUCUAUUCAAGAAGAUGAAUAAAUGGAUUCAGACAAAAACUGAAAGUGUAGUUGUUUGUCGUCCGUAUCGAACCUCCAUUGUCUUGAUUUAGUUUGGUUUGAUUUGAUCCGGUUUGAUUUUGAGAGUAUUCCA
Molecule: messenger RNA, 728 nt
Organism: Raphanus sativus (radish)
Lineage: Eukaryota; Viridiplantae; Streptophyta; Magnoliopsida; Brassicales; Brassicaceae
Exons: 1
Coding region: 85-531 (148 amino acids)
Source: RefSeq, a predicted model, not a curated record